AUGUCGGAUCAGGAGCAGCAGCAGGAGCGGCCGCUCACGGGGCUGGACGCCUCGGUCCAUGCUCCAGACUCGGGCACCUUGGACGACACCUUGGAUGAGACCAUCCAGGGUGCCAUGCGAUACGGCUUUGCCUCCACGACCGCCGCCGCCACCGCCACCACCACCGACGACACGACUUCCGUCACCCCAAACCACUUCUCUGCCGCCACCGCCGAGGAGAAGAAGGCCAAGAGAGCGCAGCAGCGCCUCAACAGAAAGGAGAGGAAGGCCCGUGAGGUUGCUGAGAGAGAGAGCGCACAGCUCAUCAGCACCAACGAGGUGGCGAGGAAGUGGUUCGGUCCCCGCCAGCGCGAGAAGAAGAGACUCGUCGUCACCGAUCGGGGCGUCGAGGUCGUCAGGAUCGCGCCAGCUCAACCUAGCCUCGCGACACAGGCGCAGAGACCGACCGCGCCGCCGGGCCCUGGUGGUCCAGACGAAGAACGAGCCGGCGGCCCGCCGAACCACGAUGCCGACCCGCAUAGCAGUCAUCCGGUCGCGAUGCUGUCCGAAGAAGAGAUUCGAGAGCUCGCCCAGCAGUUCACGGCGCUGUACAACCACAGCCGCCACAUAAAGGACACCAGUGCGGAGCUGGCCGACCUGGACAGGAGGCGGCAGCGUCUCGUCGCUGAGCUCGCCGAGCAUGAAGCAAAGGUCGACGACCUGUAUUGA
This is a messenger RNA of Microdochium trichocladiopsis, 708 nucleotides long. RefSeq lists its product as uncharacterized. The transcript has a single exon. Lineage: Eukaryota; Fungi; Ascomycota; Sordariomycetes; Xylariales; Microdochiaceae. Bases 1 to 708 code for a protein of 235 amino acids. The record is from RefSeq and is a predicted model, not a curated record.